AUGCUGAAUAAGCUUGCACUGUGGGCUCUUUACGAUUCAAGACUUACACCUCACAAAAAAAUUUGCGAAGAACUUAACAUCAACGAAGUGAGUCUUUCCUUCGUUGUUGAAGAAUUUGAUUUGUUUGGCUCUUGGGUGGCGUCUAUACAAGAGAUUGUCUUAAAAGAAAUUGGAGGGUUAUCAGAAAGGUACGAGGAGAGUUCAUUAAACAACUUGGAUUAUGUGGUUUUCUGCGAAGAAGCAAACUACGUCGACGUUGUUGAUGAUAAAUAUGAUGAUGACAAAAUGAUAUCAGAAGACGAAGUUACUUUAAUGGACUGUGAAGACAUCUCUGAUUCCAUCCAUAAUGCCACACAACCUGAAGAAAUUGAUUUAAAACGCAAGAGCCCAAAAGAACUCAAACUGAUCAAAAUGGUAAAGUUGUUGAAAUCCAACUUCGAAAAAGGAAAUCAGUAUGUCAAGGAACAAAUUGUCCACUCAAUUGAAGCCCACAUCAACUCUGAGAUAACAUCCAAUGGAAAAGAACUAACAAGAGGUCAGAGGGAUGCGAAUUGGGUGAAUUUAUUGUAUUAUAUCUUUCUUUUAUGA
Entamoeba invadens IP1 is the source of this 588-nucleotide messenger RNA. RefSeq lists its product as hypothetical. The coding region runs from base 1 to 588 and encodes 195 amino acids. NCBI's taxonomy places the organism in Eukaryota, Evosea, Mastigamoebida, Endamoebidae. The transcript has a single exon. The record is from RefSeq and is a predicted model, not a curated record.